AUGUCUUAUCCGAUGCGGGGCGCACCCUCAUCUUACAGAAGGUCCCUUGGACGCUGGGUGACCAAUUCCACAGUGAUGGGUUUGGUUUGCUAUGUCGUGGGCGUCGUGGUGGCAACUUCCCUGACAGCCUACUAUGAUGGUUUGGAUGGCCUCAAGCGUGCUUGGUCACCGCAGAAGAUCCUGCAUUGCCUUCCCGCUGCUUUCCUAUUUGCUUUGGCUACAACACUUGGAAACUUGGGCUUUGCCAUGGGCAUCAGCCCUGCCCUUUAUCUAGUGUUGGGCAAAUUCUACACUCCAGUUGCAGCCUUUUGCGCUCGCUAUAUCAUGGGCAAAUACUAUAUGCCCCUCGAGUGGUUUGCACUCAUCAUCCUGACGCUUUCCUCGGCUGCCUUUGGAUAUUUGCAGGUCUACAAUAUUAGCUCAAAAGGGCCAUCAGGAGCGCCUUUAGGCGCCAUGGCCAUGGUUUUAGGUUCAGCUGCGGUCUCCGCCUUGGCUUCCUUGGUCACGGAGAAGAUACUGAAAGGAGAGCGGGAGGCUUUCCACGUGCAAAAGGUCCGGCUGGAUUUCGGCAGCAUUCUUUCGAGCCUAGUGCUGAUUCCGAUCAUAGGCUUCAUCGCGACACGACCCCAGGAUGUGCCCUGGGCUGUCCGGCCUGACAGCUAUGAAACCUGCCCAGCGCAAUCAGUAUGUUGGGACCUAGGCGCUGGAACCUGCAACAACCCAGAGUGCGACUGUCCGUGUACUUCCGGGCUGUUUGCGGGUUGGGAUACUUGGCUCAUCUUCAUGGCUGUUUUUGUGAAUACGGCACAAGGAUGGUUGGUGGGCAAAGUGACCCAUGCCUUUUCAGUCAUCCAUCGCGCCAUCGCAGAUUCCUUUAGCCUUUUGGGGAUCUACUUCAUUGGCGAUCCACUCUUGAAUGGCAAGAGCCUUGACAACAGCACACUGAACCUGGUGGCGAUGAUCGUUCCCUUGAGCACCGCCACGUUCACGGUGGCCACCACGGAAAUGCGGAAAGCCUUUGAGGCCCAGAAGAGGAUUGGGCAAGGCAUGGGUGGUGCCAGGCCUCGUGUGACUUCUGUCGACUUUGACAGUGACGAUGAGUCCGUGAUGUUAGGAAGUGCUGUCCACAACCUUUCGAUGUCUGUGGCAAAUUCGAAUUCACUCAAUUCAGGGACAACACCCUAG
Molecule: messenger RNA, 1185 nt
Organism: Durusdinium trenchii
Lineage: Eukaryota; Dinophyceae; Suessiales; Symbiodiniaceae
Source: the annotation of a GenBank genome assembly